GUUCCGGCAUGGAGGAAGAUGUCAAAUUAGUAAUAAAGGCCAUGCUGCUUUAUUUAGAGCUCAAGACAAGCUGUUGAAAUUUUACAUUUGAAGCUGGGUUCUUCAGGAGUUGUAGGGUGACAUGGCCUGUUGCCUUAGUGAAGCGGAAAAGGAACAGAGAAGAAUCAAUCAAGAGAUCGAAAGGCGAAUUCGGAGAGACAAACUAGAGACUCCACAUGAGCUUAAAUUAUUACUGUUAGGUCCAGGAGAGUCUGGUAAAAGUACAUUCAUCAAACAAAUGAGAAUAAUUCAUGGAUUAGGUUAUUCAGAUCAAGACAAAAAGGAUUUUAUUAUACCUGUAUGUCAAGAUGUUUUUAGAGCCAUGCAAAGUUUAAUUAAAGCAAUGGUUAUGCUUAAAAUACCCUACAAAGAUAAGAAAAAUCUGGCCCAUGCUGAACUUGUCAGAUUAGUGAAUUGUCAAACUGUUACUGCGCUUGAUCACCAGUUUGUUGUAGCAAUUAAAUCAUUGUGGGCAGAUUCUGGUAUUCAAAAAUGCUAUGAUCGACGUAGAGAGUAUCAGCUUACAGAUUCAGCUAAAUAUUAUCUGAAUGAUGUUGACAGAUUGGCACGACCAAAUUAUGUUCCUACUUUACAAGAUAUUCUGAGGGUGAGAGUACCGACUACAGGUGUUGUAGAAUAUACAUUUAAUUUAGAUUCUGUUAUAUUUAGAAUGGUUGAUGUUGGUGGACAAAGAUCGGAAAGAAGAAAAUGGAUUCAUUGUUUUGAAGAUGUGACAUCCUUGAUUUUUCUAGUUGCUAUAAGCGAAUAUGACCAAGUAUUGUUUGAAUCAGAUUAUAAUGAAAAUCGGAUGGAAGAAAGUAAAGCAUUGUUUAAAACAGUAAUUGCAUAUCAGUGGUUUCGAAACUCAUCUGUUAUUUUAUUUCUAAACAAAAAAGAUCUGCUAGAAGAAAAAAUUUUAUAUUCUCACUUAGUAGAUUAUUUUCCAGAAUAUAAUGGCCCAAAGAAGGAUGCUACUCGUGCUAGAGAAUUUAUAUUAAAAAUGUUUGUUGAUUUAAAUCCAGAUAGUGAAAAGUCAAUUUAUUCACACUUUACUUGUGCUACAGAUGAAAAGAAUAUUAGGUGUGUUUUCGCAGCCACAAAAGAUUUUGUCUUUAAAAGGAAUUUAUGUGAGAUUGGUAUAAUGUAAACAAUGACAGAUUUCUUCUCAUCAGUGACAAAUGUUAUAAUUAUAAAUUGUUCAUUCUUAAAAGUUUGGUUUAAUUGCUUUAAAGGUCUGGAUCACAACCAGAACUUGGAUCUUAAGGGGGUUUGAAUUUUGUAUCUAUUCAUUUGGCAUUUAAAACAUAGUUAAUUAUUAAUAUUAACUAUUAUAUGAAAUAUGGUUUUCCCAAAGCUCAUAAUUAGCAUCAUUUGCAACAAUAAUCAUUCAUAAAAUACAUUUACAUAAACUUUUUUGUUCAUUACAGUUUAAACUUUGUUAUACUCGUUUCUAUGCAUACUCUUUCUGGCAGUUUUUACUAAUUACUAUACUUUAUUUUAUAUAUAUUUUUAACCAAUGCCUUGCAUUCUGGUUAUCAUUAAAGUUUUUAAUUUUAAAAUUAUCAUAAAUUUUUUUUUUAAACUUAUGAUAUAAUUACUGGAUUUUGGCAAAAAUUAUUAGGUGUAGGUUUUUCUGAAAUUUUAUAAAAAAAAAGUUAAUGCACAUUCUUUUUUUAUUAGAAAUGAUUUUAUUUCUGCUAUUUAUUUAGAUAGGCCAUUGAGAUCCCAAAACCUGAUUUAAAUAUUUCACGAGACAAGAUUGUAUUAUAAUUCUAAAGCUAAGCCAAAAACAAAACUAUUUUAUUCUUUUCAUUUUCUGCAUUUUGAGUGCUCUGAGAGGUGCAUUAAUACAUUACCAAAUUAUCACAUUUUGCAUUCAAAGAUACUACAUAGUAAUAUUUAUUUUUGGUCAAGUUUAUAUUUUUAGACAACUUUUUGCAAUAGUCUUUUUAGUUCUAACAACCCUGUCUUUGUUAUUGUUCAAAAUAAGUCUCUAGUCUAGGGCUUUCUCAUUUUUAUAUCAAACUUAUGUUUUUAUUUGAAAAUGUUUUGUCAGAUUAUUGAGGUGACAUUAGCAACAAAGAUUCAAAAAUUAUAAUGCCCAGCAAUGCAUGUACUUUAAAAUUCUGAUCAAGCCUGGAAUGAAAAUAUUUAAUAAAAAAUACAAUAAAUUCUGAUCAAGAGAUACUUCUAAUUUCGACUACAAAUGAAAAUAUAUAAAAUGAAGUUAGCUAGUCUUUUUUUUAUUCACUUAUUUGUGUUUGUUUCUGUUUAAAAAAGUUUUAACCCUAUUGCUGCGUAAACAAAAAUAAAUAUAAAAAAGGAAAUUUAAUACUAUAUCCCUGAUUUAACAUCUGCUUCAAAUUUUUCAAAAAUUGGAUAACGUCAGAGCAUGUGAUUUUUUUUAAAAUGUGAAGUUUGUUCAAAAGUAUUUAAUUCUUAAUAUUCAUAUUCCUUUUCUUGUGUUUUGUUUUUCUGUUAAAUAAAGAGGGUUAUGCAGUAAUAAGUUUCUUUAAUUGAAUAGUUGCAUUAAUUUAGAUACAGUUAUAUGUGUUCAUUAAUAUGCAUACGAAAGAGUGUUGGGCAUUUAUAUGUUUGGGCACGUUUUUCAAGCCCUGAUUAGCAAAUCACAGAUUUACUAUCAUUAGUAUAGUAAGUCAUAUAGCUCUGGAAAUGUUCUGUCACCCCAAACUUCCUCUUAUUGACUGAUGGAUUUCAAAAGUAUUAUCAAAGUAGAAAACUAAUUCAUUGUAAAUAAAUGAUAUUCUAUUGUUGAUAAUGUCAGUUCAAAUGUGUUAUACUUGUGUUAAUACCUUCAUUUUUAUGUUACUUAUAUAAAAAAAAUUUAGUAUUUUCUGAUUGAUGCUAUACUUCUGCAUGCUUCAUUUUAAUAAAUUACUAUAUAAUGAUUGCA
Molecule: messenger RNA, 2953 nt
Organism: Parasteatoda tepidariorum (common house spider)
Lineage: Eukaryota; Metazoa; Arthropoda; Arachnida; Araneae; Theridiidae
Product: guanine nucleotide-binding protein G(q) subunit alpha
Biological process (GO): adenylate cyclase-modulating G protein-coupled receptor signaling pathway
Cellular component (GO): heterotrimeric G-protein complex; cytoplasm
Molecular function (GO): GTPase activity; G-protein beta/gamma-subunit complex binding; G protein-coupled receptor binding
Source: RefSeq, a predicted model, not a curated record